Molecule: messenger RNA, 1722 nt
Organism: Andrographis paniculata
Lineage: Eukaryota; Viridiplantae; Streptophyta; Magnoliopsida; Lamiales; Acanthaceae
Product: ACT domain-containing protein ACR8-like
Exons: 8
Coding region: 163-1491 (442 amino acids)
Source: RefSeq, a predicted model, not a curated record
AAUCCUGCGAAAUCCGGGCACCCCGGGCAGAACGUACGAAACCCGGAGCUUCUGGAGAGAGCUGAAGGGCUGAGAUUUUGAUCCCGAUUCAGCUACAGAGAGAAGGUUGAUAAGAUCAUUUGCUGGGGUGCUGCGUCUGAUCUGAUUCUUGUUUCGGAAAAUAUGGAAUGGCCGACGAAUUUGGAUGAAUAUGAAAAGCUUCUUAUUCGUAUGUCUACGCCGAGGGUCAUGAUCGACAACGCGGGUUGCUCUAACGCGACGCGGCUCACGAUCGACAGUGCAAGAAAACAUGGGAUACUUCUAGAAGCUGUUCAAGUUUUGACAGAUUUGAAUCUGUCCAUUAAAAAAGCUUACAUUUGUUCUGAUGGCCGGUGGUUUAUGGACGUUUUCCAUGUCACUGACUUAAAUGGAAACAAAGUAACUGAUCAGAGUGUGAUGGGCUACAUUGAGCAGUCUCUAGAGACAGUUCAUUAUGGGAGAUCAAGAAGCUUAGAGGGCUUAACAGCUUUGGAGCUAACGGGUACUGAUAGAGUAGGCCUUCUUUCGGAGGUUUUUGCAGUGCUGUCAAACCUGCGUUGCAAUGUUGUUGAUGCAAAGGUUUGGACUCACAAUGGUCGAAUCGCAGCCUUUAUAUAUGUUAAGGAUGAUGAUUCAGGAUCACCAAUAGAGGAUUCACAGAAACUAGGCAUUAUAGAGGCAACCCUGAGGAAUGUACUAAAGGGGGACAAUGAUAUCCGGAGUGCCAAAACCUCGGUUUCUUUGGGGGUCACGCACAUGGAGAGGAGGCUUCACCAAAUGAUGUUUGCAGACAGGGAUUACGAUAGAAAACCGAACAUCAAUACUUGCGAUUCCCCUGUUGUUUUGGUUCAAAAUUACUUGGAGAAGGACUAUUCCGUGGUAAAUAUCCAGUGUAGAGAUCGUAAUAAGCUCCUUUUCGACGUCGUUUGCACAUUAACAGACAUGCAAUAUGUUGUCUUCCAUGCCACUGUAGAUACAGCACAGAACGAAGCAUCCUUGGAAUUCUUCCUCAGACACUUGGAUGGAACACCUAUAAGCUCGGAUGCCGAAAAGCAUCGUGUGAUUCUGUGUCUACAAUCCGCAAUAAAAAGAAGGGCAUCUCAGGGUGUGAGCCUUGAGCUCUGUACAGCAGAUAGAAAAGGUCUCCUGGCCGACGUAAUGCGAACAAUUCGAGAAAAUGGCUUAAACGUUACGAGGGCAGAGAUAUCUACCACAAGGGACACAGCUCUAAACGUCUUCCACGUGACAGAUGCAUCCGGGAAUCUUCCAGAUGCAAACAUCAUAGAAUCAGUUCGACAGAAGAUCGGUUUGAGUAAAUUGAAAGUUAAGGAACUCCAGUCGUUCCAUCGGAAAAAGGCUGAGCGGGACGACCCCGCCAUGACAGGCACUGGCGGGGGGGCCAUGCUGCUAUCCCUUGGGAGCAUCUUGAGAAGGAAUCUAUACAAUUUGGGAUUGAUCAAAUCUUAUUCCUGACAAGAAAUCUUAAAGCGAUCGAACCGACACUCUUAAAAGUUCAUUUUGUUUGGUGGCAUAUAUAAUUGGUGAAAGGCAUUUUACAGAAGGAGAUUUAGAUUUAAAAGAACAGGUAUAUCAUCAUGCUUUGAUGUAUGACACACCCAUCAAUUCGUGUAUGUAUAUAUAUAUAUAUUUGAUUGAAUUGAAUAGAAUAGCAGGUAAAUAUAGAUGGGAAAAUUGGAAAAUUUA